UCUAUUUCCCGCCAAAGUUGAAGUAAGGAAAGUGUUACGUUCGUAAUAAAAGGAUAUGUAAUGAACGUAUAGAGACCAACUAUCACAAAAUGGUACUACAGAACUCUGGCCGGUUCAAGAACGAGAGGGGCCAAGGUUCCGGCGAAUCAACUGGCCGAGAAGACAGCACUGAAAAACGAUUGAGCAGAGCGACCUUGAAUGAUGAAAUUGACGUUCGAUUCGGGUUUGAUAGGUACAAGGAUCCCCAGGAGAAAACAGGAUGGCUCAUCAAUAUGCAUCCAACUGACGUCCUUGAUGAAGAUAAGCGUCUGGUCAGUGCUGUUGAUUAUUAUUUUAUUCAGGAAGAUGGAUCACGGUUUAAGGUGACGCUGCCUUUCAAGGCUUACUUCUAUGUGGCCACGAAGCAAGACUGUGAGCGAGAGGUCGCCUCUUUCUUGACACGCAAGUUCUCUGGGAAAAUAGCCACUAUCGAAAGUGUUGUGAAAGAAGAUCUUGACCUGCACAACCACCUGGUGGGGUUGAAGCACAAGUACCUGAAGUUGUCGUUCCUCAGUGUGGAGGAUCUGAUGAAGGUGAAGAGGGAGAUCUUUCCUGCCGUCAGGAAAAACAAAGAGAGGGAGAAGCAGAACGAGGCCUACACAGCCAUGCUGACCAGCCACCUGACGGGGGAAGAUGGAGUCUCCAAGAAGAUAGCAGACCAGAUGGACAACAUCAUUGACAUCAGGGAGUAUGAUGUCCCCUACCAUGUUCGAGUCUCCAUUGACCUGAAGAUCUUCGUGGGUCACUGGUACUCUUUAAGGGGGAGAGGAGGUGCCCCGCCCGAGAUACGGCAGCGAGAAGAUCUAGUUGACAGACCGGAUCCAGUGGUGUUGGCGUACGACAUUGAAACAACAAAACUACCCUUGAAAUUCCCUGACGCCCAGAUAGACCAGAUAAUGAUGAUAUCCUACAUGAUAGAUGGUCAGGGAUAUUUGAUAUGUAACAGGGAGAUAGUUUCUCAAGAUGUGGAAGACUUCGAGUACACGCCGAGACCAGAGUUUGAGGGGCCCUUCAUUGUGUUCAAUGAACCAGACGAGGUUUCACUAAUCAGGAAAUUCUUCGAGCAUUUCCAGGAAGUGCGGCCCCAAAUCUGUGUAACAUACAACGGAGACUUCUUCGAUUGGCCCUUUGUGGAGGCGCGGGCAGCAGCCCAUGACAUGGACAUGUUUCGGGAAAUCGGCUUCCAGAAGGACAAUCAGGGGGAAUACAAGUCCAGGCACUCUAUACACAUGGACUGCUUCAGAUGGGUGAAACGAGACAGCUACCUGCCAGUUGGAAGUCAGAAUCUGAAGGCGGUUGCCAAGGCCAAGUUGUGCUACGAUCCUGUGGAGCUAGAUCCGGAAGAGAUGUGUCGGAUGGCAAGCGAGGAGCCCCAGGUGUUGGCGAACUACUCCGUGUCAGACGCAGUCGCGACGUACUACCUCUACGUCAAAUAUGUCCACCCCUUCAUCUUUGCCCUGUGUACCAUCAUCCCCAUGGAGCCGGAUGAGGUAUUGCGGAAGGGCUCCGGGACUCUGUGUGAGGCUCUCCUGAUGGUGCAGGCCUACCACGCUAACAUCGUCUUCCCCAACAAGCAGGAGUCGGUGCUGAACAAGCUGACAGAGGAUGGACACGUGCUGGACUCGGAGACCUACGUCGGUGGCCACGUCGAGGCGUUGGAAUCUGGGGUGUUCCGGUCUGACAUUCCAUGCAGGUUCAGAAUGGUGCCGGAAGCUUUCCAGACACUGAUUGACAGCGUGGAGCGGACAAUGAAGCACGCCAUCGAGGUGGAGGAGAAAAUACCUCUCAACACAGUCACCAACUUUGACGAGGUGUGCAGUGACAUUGCUGAGAAGUUGGAGAUGUUACGAGACUGCCCCAACCGUUUGGAGAACCCCAUCAUCUACCAUCUUGAUGUGGACGCCAUGUACCCAAACAUCAUCCUCACUAACAGAUUGCAGCCUCCAGCCAUUGUUGCUGUGACCUGUGCUGCCUGUGACUUCAACAAACCGGAAGCCCUCUGUCAGCGGAAGAUGCCGUGGAUGUGGAGGGAGAGUUCAGUAAUGCCAUCACGGAAUGAGUUUCAUCGCAUUCAACAACAGUUGGAGAAACGAGGUUCCCCAUACUUCCCAGGGGAACCGAGGGCGCUCCAUGAACUGCCGAAAGAGGAACAAGCUGCCAUAGAGAAGAAACGUUUGGCAGAGUACUGUCGAAAGUACAAGAAGACCAAAAUAACCCGAAUGGAAGAAAGAACAGCUACCAUCUGCCAGCGAGAAAACUCCUUCCGUGGACACCGCGUAUGAAGCUUCCGUGAUCGACGGUAUGAGUUCAAGGGUCUGACCAAAGUUUGGAAGAAGAAGCUGAGUGAGGCUGAGGCGAAGAAAGAUGCAGUAGAGGCGGUUGGAAAUAGCGCAUGGUGGUGCUGUAACGACUCUCUGCAACUGGCUCACAAGUGCAUCCUCAACUCCUUCUAUGGCUACGUUAUGAGGAAGGGAGCUCGCUGGUACAGCAUGGAGAUGGCGGGUAUUGUUUGUUUCACUGGCAACAUCAUCAAAAGCCAGGAGAUAGUCGAACAAAUUGGUCGCCCAUUGGAGUUGGACACAGAUGGAAUCUGGUGCGUUUUGCCGGCAACGUUCCCUGAGAAUUAUGUUGUCAAGACAACUAAUCCAAAGAAGGCCAAGGUUACUAUAUCUUACCCUGGCGCCAUGCUCAAUGUGAUGGUCAAGGACCACUUCACCAACCACCAGUACCAGGAGUUGGAGGAUCACAACUCUCUCAGCUACUCCCCAAGCAGUGAGAACUCCAUCUUCUUUGAGGUGGACGGACCGCAUCUGGCCAUGAUCCUGCCUGCCUCCAAAGAGGAGGGCAAGAAACUGAAGAAGAGAUAUGCAGUGUUUAACUUUGAUGGCUCUCUGGCUGAGCUGAAGGGAUUUGAAGUUAAACGUCGUGGAGAACUGCAGCUCAUCAAGAUCUUCCAGUCGUCGGUGUUCGAGGCGUUUCUGAAAGGCACUACACUUGAGGAGUGUUAUGAUGCUGUGGCAAAGAUCGCGGACUACUGGCUGGACGUGUUGUACAGCAAGGCUGCAAACAUGCCCGACUCCGAACUGUUUGAACUCAUCGCUGAAAACCGUAGCAUGUCCCGUAAACUGGACGACUACGGCCAGCAGAAGUCAACGUCCAUUAGCACAGCUAAGAGACUAGCAGAGUUCCUGGGAGAUCAGAUGGUGAAGGAUGCUGGACUGGCUUGUCGAUUCAUCAUUGCCAAGAAACCCGAGGGUGCCCCAGUAACUGAGAGAGCUAUUCCUUUAGCUAUAUUCCAAGCUGAACCUAGCGUCAAAAAACACUUCUUGAGAAAAUGGUUGAAGAAAGCUGAUAUGUCCCACUUUGAUAUACGAGAGAUCCUCGACUGGGAGUACUACAUCGAGAGGCUGGGUGGCACCAUCAUGAAGAUCGUCACAAUCCCAGCAGCCCUUCAGCAGGUGCCAAAUCCUGUGCCUCGUAUUCCUCAUCCAGUCUGGCUACACAAGAAACUUCUCGAAAGGAAUGAUGUCUUCAAACAGAAGAAAAUCAGUGAGAUCUUUGCACCAAUGGCAAAAAAGACAACCCAGAUGGGGAUGGAAGAGGACUCGGAGGACAUGGUAUCGUCGUCCCAGAAUGGCAUAGGGGACAUAGAGGACAUCGGAGGACGUACACCCAGGUCAGGGAUGGCUGUGUCCCACAAGAGGAAGCGGGGCAACUCUGACACAGACACGCCAAACACGCAGCUGGACUCGCAGACGUCUGAUCUGUCCCAGAGCUGGAGGGAUGUACUUGGUGCUCCCCCUCCCAUGGGUAAUACAAGGGAGGAGAGGAAUGUAUGGCUGGAGUACCACAAGAAGAAGUGGCAGAUGCAGGCUAAGGAGAAGCAGGAGAGGAAGAGGCGGAGACUGGACUUCGACACCCCAGUCACUGCUGCCCUGCCAGCUCGGGGUCUGGGUGGAUUCCUGCGACGGACGGCUCGUAGUAUGAUGGACAUGCCGUGGCAGAUUGUCCAGUUAAUGGAGACCAGCCUACCUGGCCAGUAUAGACUGUGGGCCGUCAUCGGCAACGACCUCCACUCCAUCAAACUAAACAUCCCACGCAUCUUCUUUGUGAACCAGAAGAAUCCCAAGGAUGGGGAGGGACCCAUGUGGCGUAAGGUACAGAAGACCCUGCCGCGAUCACACCCCGUGUUCCAUCUGUACCAGUACUCUGUUCCAGAACACAUUUACCAGGAACAUACUAAUGAUAUGAACGCUGACCUGUCGUCCCCCGACAUUGAAGGUGUGUACGAGACACAGGUUCCCCUUCUCUUCCGUGCCCUGGUCCGACUCGGCUGUGUUGUGACUGUCAACAGAGACUUCUCCAAGGUCAUGGCUGGCAGGGAAACUGACACAUUUGACCUGGACAACUUGGAGUUCCGGACAUUGGCCCAGUUCUCCUACCUGGAUCCAGGCACCAUCAAACACCUGUACAUCUACCACCAUGUGUGUGGGAACAAGAUGAUGUUUGGCUUGUUCUUACCGGGGUCGAAGAAGGGGACGAUCUUCGUGGUGGACACGGUGCGUAGUGACCAGAUGCCAAACGUAGGAGCGCUCUACAACGCUGAGAGAAACACCAAAGUGACAAAAGGUGCUGAUGAGACAGCACUACCUGAAGCUGGCUACACAUUCGAGGUGAAGCUGGAGAAAGAUGUCCGCCAGGCCCACAGAGCCAUCCAGAGGAUGUUGUCCGCAUACAAGGAUGAGAAAAGGGGGCCAACAUUCAUCGCCGUCCAGUCUCCUCAAGACUUCUCCCACCUGACCUCCGUGAUGCCAGGCUUGUGUGACUUCCCCUUGGUGCCGAUCCACAUCACAGACAGUGAGAACCUGUACAAUGUCUUGGACUGGCAGAGAGUUGGAAGUCGUCGGAUGCUGCAGCACUACAUGAAUUGUGAGAUCAUCCUCCAGGCAAUGAUGGAACAGUGCCGCUACCUCCAUAUCCCUAUAGGAAACAUGCCAAGGGACAUAACUCUGUUUGGCUGUGAUCUGUUCUUCGCCCGGCAUCUCCACAAACACAAUCAUCUGCUGUGGUGCUCGCCGACCGAGAGGCCCGACCUUGGCGGCAAGGAAGCAGACGACAACAGACUCUGUAUGGAGCUUGAGGAGAGCUCUUCUGUGGAAGUUAACAACAUCGGUUGCUACCCCACGGUGUGUGUGGAGCUUGACAUAGCCAGUCUUGCCGUCAACACUAUCAUUGAGUCUGCCCAUGUCAACGACCAGGAAGGAGCAAGUGCGGUCAGUUUCGACACAAUGCCGCAGACUUCUCUGGAGGACAUGAUGCAGGGCCAGGGUGCAGCCACCAUGCUGGCUAGCUAUGACGAGACAGCUCUGUGCUCCUCAACGUUCAGGAUUCUUAAGAGCAUGGUCCACAGCUGGGUGAGGGAAGUGACAGCUUAUGGCAACGUGUUUGCAGACAACCAGAUCAUUCACUUCUACAGAUGGUUACGAUCCCCGAACGGUUUGCUGUACGACCCUGCACUGAGACGAACGCUGCACAACAUGAUGAAGAAAGUCUUCAUGCAGCUGAUCGCAGAGUUCAAGCGACUGGGGUCACAGAUCGUCUACGCCAACUUCAAUCGCCUGCUACUAUGUACAAAGAAGCGCCGCCUGGUGGAUGCUUUGGCGUACGUUGAGUACAUCACAAACAGCAUCAAGUCUCGCGAGCUCUUCCACCUUGUUGAUAUCACUUAUGAACAGUGUUGGGAAUUUCUCAUGUGGCUUGAUCCGGCCAAUCAUGGGGGAGUGCGAGGCAAGCUGCCAUCCCUCCCAGGGGGCAACAAGACACAGAAGGCUGGGGGAGAGGAGCGACAGGAUGAGGACGUGGCUGUUGAGGACGACGAUGGAGAGGAGCUAAACAAGUCUGACACUGAGGACGAGCCAGAAAUAGAGAUGAACUGGAAUAUUGUCCACUUCCUCCCUGAAGCUGCAGCAUGUCAGACAAAUUUCAGCAUGAUAGUGGCUGGCUACAUCCUAUCCGUGUACAACCAGAUCGAUGAGGAACAGCGUCGCCUCACGCCGGGAAACACACCUGUCAGACGACGAGGCAGCAGCCAGACACAGAAACACCUGGAUCCUUCAGCCAUGCCCUCAACUGUGUCGUUUGCUCAGGAUCUUGUCCAGGGGGAACUUGCACAGCAGAUGUUUGCAAUUACCCAAAAGAUUCAGAAAAAGCUUGCAGGAAGUAAGAGUAACCAAGGCAACCUAGCUGCCGAGUUCCCCCAGCUGCCUGGCUCCCAUCUCCCCCUCAACAACCCUUCCCUGGAAUUUGUCAAGGCCGUUUGCAAGGUGUUGGCCCUGGACAGCAAUGUGACAAUCCAGGUGACGAAGCUGAAGCGGGACCUGCUAAAGCUGAUCGGGGUCGGGGAGUUUUCUCCGGCAGCUCAGUUUGCCGACCCGUGUCUCUCAUACGUGCUACCAGAGGUGAUUUGUAAAUCAUGCAACCACAUCCGUGACCUUGACCUAUGUCGUGACCCAUACCUCAGUCAAGAUGGUUCAGGGAGUGUCUGGUCCUGUGUGCAGUGCCGGGCUGAGUACGAUGUGGACGAGAUUGAGCAGAGCCUAGUAGACGCGGUACAUCGGAAGUCCAUGGCCUAUAUUCUACAGGACCUCAAAUGCACCAAGUGUAAAGGGGUGAAGGAGAACAACAUGAAGCGGUACUGCUCCUGUGCUGGGGACUACACAAACACUGUGUCCCUGUCCGACUUUGGCAAACAGCUCAAGACUUUCUCAGGAAUAGCCAGCCACUACAAGAUGACAUUGCUGACCGAAACGGUGGAGUGGCUGCUGUCCAUGAAUCCAAAAUUAUCAGUCUCUCAAGUCACCAGCUAGUUGCCAGGCAACAAAACAUAACCUGUGCCUUUUCAAGAUGUGAAUGUGAUGUCUCUCAAGUCACCAGCUAGUUGCCAGGCAACAAAACAUAACCUGUGCCUUUUCAAGAUGUGAAUGUGAUGUCUCUCAAGUCACCAGCUAGUUGCCAGGCAACAAAACAUAACCUGUGCCUUUUCAAGAUGUGAAUGUGAUGUCUCUCAAGUCACCAGCUAGUUGCCAGGCAA
Messenger RNA from Haliotis rubra (blacklip abalone), 7129 nucleotides. Its product is annotated as DNA polymerase epsilon catalytic subunit A-like. Gene Ontology annotation, molecular function: DNA binding; DNA-directed DNA polymerase activity; zinc ion binding. Gene Ontology annotation, biological process: DNA replication proofreading; leading strand elongation; mitotic cell cycle. Gene Ontology annotation, cellular component: epsilon DNA polymerase complex; nucleus. NCBI's taxonomy places the organism in Eukaryota, Metazoa, Mollusca, Gastropoda, Lepetellida, Haliotidae. The record is from RefSeq and is a predicted model, not a curated record.